Molecule: messenger RNA, 1221 nt
Organism: Aspergillus eucalypticola CBS 122712
Lineage: Eukaryota; Fungi; Ascomycota; Eurotiomycetes; Eurotiales; Aspergillaceae
Product: glycosyltransferase family protein
Exons: 2
Coding region: 229-1095 (288 amino acids)
Biological process (GO): dolichol-linked oligosaccharide biosynthetic process
Cellular component (GO): UDP-N-acetylglucosamine transferase complex
Source: RefSeq, a predicted model, not a curated record
CUUGUUGCUCCCCAGCUAUUGUCGUAACUAGCUAUGGGGCUGGAUUGACAAGGUUUGAAGAAGAAGUUUCCGCCUUUUAAUGCGCUGUCACUAUAUACAUAAAGUUCAUUCGUUCCGCCGGCCGCAUGCGACAACUGCGACAACUGCGACAACUCUGGAACCUGCCACAUCCUCAAUAACACAUCGUCGGUUCAUCUCAAGCAAGACAUACAGCAACCUCUUAGUCUCAUGGAGUCAUGGCUAUCCUGGACUAGCCUCUUCCUGGCUAUCGGCUUUACUGCCAUAGCCUGCAUAUUCACGCUCAUUGUCCUCAUCUACGCUCUCGCCAAAUCACAAAACAGCCAAGUCCCCAAAUGGCGCCCACGAAACUUCCCGGUUCAUCUCCUAGUCGUCCUCGGUAGCGGCGGCCACACAGCCGAGAUGUUCUCUAUGCUCCGGCGCAUGAACCUAGAUCCGUCCAAAUACACCCAUCGAACCUACAUCGUUAGCUCCGGGGACAAUUUCAGCGCAACCAAAGCCAUCGAGUUCGAAACAACCCAUAUAAGCCAUCAUGUCAAUUUCAAUGCCAAAACCGCAUCACCAGACCCCUCCUACACCAUCGUCACGGUACCCCGCGCCCGUCGCGUACACCAAUCCUACCUUACUGCGCCUUUCUCCACACUGAACUCCUUCUGGUCCUGUCUCUCGGUCUUGCGUGGUCUUCAUCCGGACCAGAGCCGGCAUUCUCGCCCAGCUUCGCAUCUAUCCCCUCCAUACCCGGACCUCAUUCUCACCAAUGGCCCUGCCACCGCGGUCUGCGUCGUCGUUGCCGCCCGGCUACUUCGUCUAUGGCUGUUCUUGUGCGGGCUCUUUUCUCCUUCUGCACCCGGAAGAAGAACAUCAGAAAGUGGCUCUGCAACCGUGCCAGUGCCGGGUACCUACCAGCUGCGCACAAUCUUCGUAGAAUCGUGGGCUCGCGUGACUACAUUGAGCCUGUCGGGGAAGCUCCUGUUGCCUCUGGCAGAUCGAUUUCUAGUCCAGUGGCCUGCAUUAGCAGGGAAGAAGGCGUGGCCGGGAAUGAAGGAGACAGAAUACGUUGGUACACUUAUGGAUUGAGUGUCCGGUGUUGUACCUCCGGUUCCACAAGCCUUCAGAACUUCGAUUGCUUUCCGGUGUCUUGCGAUUUGAUCUUAGCCUGUUGUAUCUAUAGACAUAUCAUACAUGAUACCCCUUGAACAUUCA